AUGGGUGCCAUGACCUUCCGGGUAUGUCCUCAGCGCAACCAGGCCAGCCGGGCUCGUGUGCGCUCGACACCGGACGUGUUGCCACCCCCCGGCGCCACGUUGGGCGAGGUGUUGCUUCAGGAGCAGCUGGAAGAGGCUCCGAUCUCUGCCAAAGUUUCCACUUGGCCAUCGCUGGAUUCGGAAGCCUCGACGGAGAGGUCCGAAAGCUCGAGUGACAGAUCACGGCGGCACAAGCAACAGAAGGCGGAGCUGCUCUCACCGCCUCCUUCCGGCUGCGUGCCGAAGGGCAGGCAGGCUCGAUGUGAUGGAGUUGAAGCUCCAGAGGACAUGGAUGCCUGGCAUCGUGCCACGUCUUUCUCGGAAGCUGUGAACUGUCUGGCCACGGAUGGUGCCAACGGAGCUUCGGUCACAAAGCUGGCCUUGGUCGGAGUGGCGCUGACCGACGAGGAAGCUUCCAGACUUGCAGAUCAUCUUCACAGCAAUCCCAACGUGUUACGCCUCGCCCUGGUAGAAUGCAACCUUGGUGACCAGGCCGCCGAGCACUUAGCCGAGGCCUUAGCCGCCAACGAUGUUUUGACAUCUCUCUCCUUGGAGGGCAACCGGGUAGGGGAUCGGGGUGCCGGUCGGCUGGCGAAUGCUCUGCACAGGAACGAGGCUUUGACCUCUCUGAGCUUGGGCAGGAACUGUGUGGGAAACCAGGGUGUCAAACAAUUGCUCGACGCCUUGGAGAGCAACUACACACUGCGAAUUCUGGACCUGACCAGCAACAGCGUCUCACGGCCUGGCUGGUCCAUUGCAGGUGACGGGCGAACGGCUAACCAGAAGCGCCUGCAGGCACGAUGGAAGUACGUGCCGGUACAAGAACUUCACGCUUGCGUGAGCAUGAGCUUCACUUAUAACUGUACCUCGCUCUCUGCACAGCGGGCAGCCGCCCAAGCCACGGCCACGGACGCCGCGCUGGGAAGCGCCAAACCAGGAGGUGGAGGUCCAAUCUUUUGCUUCAUUUUCCUCGCUCUUGCUGCAGGCCGUGCAGAUGGAUUUGGAGAAACCAAGGAUUCGACCAGGAUGCGAGACGUUUUGCAGCUUUGGGAGAAGGAGACGCGGGCGCUGGUCGAUGAAGUUGUCGUGCCCGACUUUCUAAGUUGCAGCUUCGACAAGGGGUGGGAGGCGGUUCGUCUUGAGAUGCUCACAGCUCUUCACCAUGCGCCGCAGGGUCUUCCGAGAUUUCCUGAAUCACUUGCUGAACUUCCGAAGUAUCCGUGGCUGGAGAAGCUGUUCUCUUUGGCAAAGACCAUCCAGGAGGAGACCGUGGUACACAGGCAUGAGGGUCAGUGGCAUCUUGCCGGGGACUUUCACGGAUUGAAAGCGCUAGCUCUGCAGCCAAAACAUCUGCAGCCUGAGACGAAGUCGUGCUUCUUCGGCUACAUCAACAUGUUCUACAUCGUCGCGUGGUGGUACGCCCUGAGCAUGGAUUUUAAUGAGGCGACCUUGUACCUGCAACUGAUCUCACAACUCCUCAAGAAAGGGCAGCUGGAUUGGACUGAGCAUUCUGGCUGGCCCAUCACCUCAUGGAGUGUCUACCUGAACAUCCAACGCAUGCAUACGGGGAUGCCUUUCUCGCCUCUUCCCGAAGACCCGACUCCUGUUCAUCCACUAUCACACUUGGUACCGGCAGUUUGGCCGCUGCCAGGAUCCCGACAUUACAUAUCCAAGCAACCACUCCAACCGCAAAGUAUCAGCGUAUUUUACAUUGCAAUGCAUGUCGUCCCUUUCAAUGACUUCUUGACAUUUCUAGAUGAAUGGUGGCAGACGGCUGGUGGAGCAGAUGCAUCUUCAGUGAAGAUCUAUCCGAACUACAUGGGCUUUCCUCGAUGCUGUCCUGGUGUUGGUCAGGCAUGCUCCCAGAAGGACUUAGAAGCCGCGGUGCCGAUGCAGAAAGACUGGAGGAUACCUUACUGCUGUCAAGACGAGCACCUCUACAGCUUGAUAGGCGUUCCGCGACUUCAUGAUCACAGCCAGGGCCAAUGGGAAGGUGCGUACCGCAACCACCGCAAUGACCACUGGUCGGAUGUUAAGAAGGAAUUUGCUGCUAAGUACUACGACUGGAUGGACUCCCAUGUGGAUCUUGUUCUUUGUGGCCAUCCGAUCUUCUGGUGCACCCUUUUCGAGGACUUGCUGCGUGCCAACCACAAGAAGUCAAUGAUCGCUGUUUACGACCAACCGCCUUUCUUCUUGGUGCCCGAAGAUGGCGAGGAUGAUUUUGCGGACCGCUUGCACGCUCUUGCGGACCCGGAAUUCCGAAACGCCGUCGUGGUAGGCUUUGCUCCUUUCUUCACGCGCCAGUUUGAAUGGUUAUUUGGUCGCAAGAUCCCUCACAGUCGCCCAAUAGCUUUGGUCGUGAAAGAUGUUUGGCAGCCACUUCAACCAGAUUCCGUGCUGUUUUCCACUUCUAUUGAUGCAGAAGCGAUAGGGAUUUUCUUUCGCUACGCGGAGGAGAAUGUUAUCAUGGAUCCAAGUGGCUUGCAGCUGAGAUUCCUGGAGUGGGGCUUGGAUGCCGCUGCCAGGAAUGCGGGACGCACUGGUCUGAGCUACGAGACUCCAAAAUCGGAGCUUGCACAGCUUCGUUGUGUCGUCGUUACGCCGUAUGACUUCGCACACUUCAAGCUGCCGGAGUUCAAGGCCAUGGGGAUGCCGAUGUUCAUGCAUUCGCAACUCUGGAAAUGGACCACCCGUUGGUCGCAACUGAUUGCGCGCCCCGCCGGCCGCAAUGCCUCCCAAUUUGCAGACAGUCGCUGGCACCCUCCAAGCGAAUGCUACACCGAACCGCAGACACAGGAGCUGCAAAUGCCAACUCUACCGGAGUCGUUCUACAGAGACCCUUGGGGUUUCCUCCCCGACGAGGGCCCAUGUUCCAAGGCUUUGUCGCAGUGGGAAGAUCACACAGGACCCUUCGGACGCUCGCCGUUUCAGCUGUUCACCAUCGACCGCAGGGAUUUACAACCAUUAGACGGCACACUUUUCUGGUCCCAGUGGAGCGAGAUGGCCCUGCUGCCCUACACCAUCUACUUUGAUUCGGCAGCGCAUCUGAUCGCACUGCUUCGGCACUUGCCGCUGGAGGCGUUGAUGGACCUCUCGCGGGCGACGCGACAUUGGCACCGUCGAGAAGCAUAUCAGGUGAUCGAGUUUUGGCGUGGACUGACUGUCGCCCUUCUUGGGGGUGAUGCUGGAACCUUCAAAGGAGUAAUGCCCGGACAGUGA
Molecule: messenger RNA, 3258 nt
Organism: Symbiodinium sp. CCMP2592
Lineage: Eukaryota; Dinophyceae; Suessiales; Symbiodiniaceae
Source: the annotation of a GenBank genome assembly